AAUCACACAACAUGUCUUCGAUCUUGACAGAUACGCCAGAUGGACUGUUUCAUACGAUUCUCAAAGCGCUCAAAGCGCUACCCAGAGAAUUACUAGUGUCCUGGCAUUUAUAUCGCAUACCCGUACUCGCCAUAGUAUCAGUAUUUUGUGGUUUAAUUAUUCUAUUUACUUCAAGAUAUCGUUGGUAUGACGAACCUCGCGGCGCCUCAAAUCUCAAAGAGCGACCAGAACAAAGCAUAGCCUCGGUCAUACAGAACAAAAUUUCACUGGAACAGAAGAUAGUCGCACAGAAAAUUGGACCUCGAAAGAUAGUCGGACAGAAGCCUCAGAGUCGUGCCAAAUUAUCGCUUGACACGUUUGACCAUACGACUCAGAAAGUACAACCACUUGUCUUCUUCAGCUCCUUGUCAGGCACCACAGAGGUUGCAGCUAAGAAAUUGACGGAGGAGCUAGACUCAUGGAUCAAGCAUUCGGAGUCGGAUUAUACGCCUCUAGAGCCUCGAGUACUAGACAUCUCAUAUGUAGAACUAGAUGAUUACUUCAUCACAGCACCGAAAGACGAUCCUGCUGUUAAAUAUUUCUAUCUCAUCCUUAUCCCCAGCUACGACAUAGACACAAUCCUGAGCAACUUUACCGAACACCUACGAGAAACCCACCACGACUUUCGCAUAGACACUGCCCCUCUAUCUGGACUCCUGGGAUAUGCCGUCUUCGGGUUCGGUGACAAGGAAGACUGGCCUUCGGAAGAGGAGGGAUUCUGCUAUCAAGCCAAGGAGGUGGACAAAUGGUUGGCAAAAUUGACAGGUCGAAAGCGCGCAUACCCACUUGGUCUUGGAGAUAUCAAGUCUGAUGCCAUAGCUCGACUAGAAGAAUGGCGGAUGGGAGUCCAGGACGCCUUGGGCGAGAUCUGUGCUGGGAAUGGUCUUGGAGAAGGGGUUCCUGGUAGUGGAGACCCUGUUGAAAGUGAGGAUGAAGAUGAGAUCUAUGAGGAUGACGAGGCACUUGCGGAGACUGAAGUAGCUGUGCAACCGAAAGCAAGGAAAACGAAGCCUAGUACAAGAUUAGACGAUCUUGAGGACCUGGGAAAACUGGUUCAGAAAACAGAAGAGACCGAUACUGGCCCAAUUGCCAUCGAUUUCACUACCUACAAGCCAUCUAAGCCGCGUAAAAGCGCGCUCACCGCAACAAUCAAAGAGAUGGUUCCCAAAACUUCUCCAACGUACGCCUCUCUCACCAAGCAAGGUUAUUCUAUUAUUGGAUCCCAUUCUGGUGUAAAGAUCUGUCGUUGGACCAAAUCUGCGCUUCGUGGCCGCGGGUCGUGUUACAAAUACUCUUUCUAUGGAAUACAGUCACAUCUGUGUAUGGAGGCCACACCUUCACUUUCCUGCAGUAACAAGUGUGUCUUUUGUUGGCGCCACGGAACGAAUCCGGUUGGAACAACAUGGCGCUGGGUAACUGACCCGCCAGACAUGAUCUUCGAUGGCAUCACCACAGCACAUUACAAGAAGAUCAAGAUGAUGAAAGGUGUGCCAGGGGUGAGAGCCGAGCGUUUCGCUGAAGCAAUGCGCAUCAGGCAUUGCGCGCUGAGUCUUGUCGGCGAACCCAUAUUCUACCCUCACAUCAAUGAGCUCCUUGCCAUUCUUCAUUCGCACCGCAUCUCGACUUUUCUGGUCUGUAACGCCCAACAUCCAGAACAACUCGCAGCACUUGUUCCUGUCACACAAUUAUACGUUUCUAUCGAUGCGUCUAACCGCGAGUCACUCCGACGUAUCGAUCGUCCCCUUCACCGCGAUUUCUGGGAGCGGUUCCUAGCAUGCCUCGAUAUUCUGCGUGCUCGCAGACAUGAGCAAAGAACGGUGUUCCGACUCACACUUGUCAAGGGCUUCAACGUUGACGAGGAAGUCGCUGGCUACGCUGAUCUUGUGGAACGCGCUCUCCCUGGCUUCGUGGAAAUCAAGGGAGUCACCUACUGCGGAACCUCUGCAUCUUCAUCGGCUGGUCUCACUAUGCAGAAUGUACCCUUCUACUCUGAGGUUACUGACUUCGUCACCGCGCUGAGCGCGGAACUUGAACGACGUGGUCUCGGCUAUGGCAUCGCCGCAGAGCAUGCGCAUAGCUGUUGUGUGUUGCUAGCUAGUGAACGAUUCAGGAGGGCCGGCCAAUGGUGUACGACGAUCGACUACAAGAGGUUCUUUGAACUGGUAGAGAGUAAGGGAAAGUUUGGUCCCGAGGAUUAUAUUGGGCAGCCAACGCCCGAAUGGGCUCUAUGGGGAAAUGGGGGCUUUGAUCCGCGGGAUCAGCGUGUUGUUGGUAGGAAAGGGAAGAGAAAGCACGUCAUUGAACCGACUCCCGAAGCUGAAGUUGCAGCUGAAGGGUAGGAUAGCUGCCCAGCCAGAGUGACAAUAAUGAGAAAAACACUC
Pseudovirgaria hyperparasitica is the source of this 2420-nucleotide messenger RNA. RefSeq lists its product as uncharacterized. Bases 12 to 2378 code for a protein of 788 amino acids. The record is from RefSeq and is a predicted model, not a curated record. Gene Ontology annotation, molecular function: 4 iron, 4 sulfur cluster binding; catalytic activity; FMN binding. Gene Ontology annotation, biological process: wybutosine biosynthetic process. The transcript is spliced from 2 exons. Lineage: Eukaryota; Fungi; Ascomycota; Dothideomycetes; Acrospermales; Acrospermaceae.